This is a messenger RNA of Eptesicus fuscus (big brown bat), 5349 nucleotides long. It is a transcript of the gene WAC, whose product is annotated as WW domain containing adaptor with coiled-coil. Gene Ontology annotation, molecular function: RNA polymerase II complex binding; chromatin binding. Gene Ontology annotation, cellular component: nucleus. The coding region runs from base 420 to 2402 and encodes 660 amino acids. Gene Ontology annotation, biological process: positive regulation of TORC1 signaling; regulation of autophagy. Lineage: Eukaryota; Metazoa; Chordata; Mammalia; Chiroptera; Vespertilionidae. The record is from RefSeq and is a predicted model, not a curated record. The transcript has 14 exons.
CCUCGGAGUUGCCCGGAUGUAGUUGGUGGAGCGGCGGCGGCGGCACCGGUGGCGGCGACGACAGGCGAAGGAGAAGGGAAAGGCGGCGGCAGGGGGAGAGGAGGGCAAGAGGCGGCGGAGCUAGAGGAGGUGAAGGCGGAGGAGGCAGUCGCUCUCCGCGGGGCUGUGCAGGACGCGUCUUGUUGCCCCCCUCCCCCCGGUUUGCCGCUUCCGCCGUGUAGGUGGCGCCUCUCUCCAGGCUGAGAGUGAGCGUGGUGUUGUCGGAGGGAGAUGGCCCGGGAGCGCCGGCGCCAGUAACGGGGAGGUGCUGAGAGUCGCCUAGGGCGCGCCGGACUCGGGUGCCGGUGCUGCCGCCCGCCCGCCCGCCUCUCGCGGCUGCUCCCCCCCUCCCCCGACACACACUCACAGGUCGUGCAUUGAUGGUAAUGUAUGCGAGGAAACAGCAGAGACUCAGUGAUGGCUGUCACGACCGGAGGGGGGACUCGCAGCCUUACCAGGGGGGUGAUGUUUUACAGGCACUUAAGUAUUCAUCGAAGAGUCACCCCAGUAGUGGUGAUCACAGACAUGAGAAAAUGCGAGACGCCGCAGAUCCUUCACCACCAAAUAAAAUGUUACGGAGAUCUGAUAGUCCUGAAAACAAAUAUAGUGACAGCACAGGUCACAAUAAGGCCAAAAAUGUGCAUAUUCACAGAGUUAGAGAGAGGGAUGGUGGGACCAGUUACUCUCCACAAGAAAAUUCACACAACCACAGUAGUCUUCAUAGUUCAAAUUCACAUUCUUCUAAUCCAAGCAAUAAUCCAAGCAAAACUUCAGAUGCAUCUUAUGAUUCUGCAGAUGACUGGUCUGAGCACAUUAGCUCUUCUGGGAAAAAAUACUACUACAAUUGUCGAACAGAAGUUUCACAGUGGGAAAAACCAAAAGAGUGGCUUGAAAGAGAACAGAGACAGAAAGAAGCAAACAAGAUGGCAGUUAAUAGCUUCCCAAAAGAUAGGGAUUACAGAAGAGAGGUGAUGCAAGCAACAGCCACUAAUGCAUUUGCCAGUGGAAUGGAAGACAAGCAUUCCAGUGAUGCCAGUAGUUUGCUCCCACAGAAUAUUUUGUCUCAAACAAGCAGACACAAUGACAGAGACUACAGACUGCCAAGAGCAGAGACUCACAGUAGUUCUACGCCAGUACAGCACCCCAUCAAACCAGUGGUUCAUCCAACUGCUACCCCAAGCACUGUUCCUUCUAGUCAAUUUAUGCUACAGUCUGAUCACCAGCCAAAGAAAUCAUUUGAUGCUAAUGGAGCAUCUACUUUAUCAAAACUGCCUACACCCACAUCUUCUGUCCCUGCACAGAAAACAGAAAGAAAAGCCUUAUUAUCUCCUGUUUAUUUAGAAUCUACAUCAGGAGACAAAUCUGUAUCACAUUCUUGCACAACUCCUUCCACGUCGUCUUCUGGACUGAAUCCCACGUCUGCACCUCCAACAUCUGCUUCAGCAAUCCCUGUUUCUCCUGUUCCACAAUCACCAAUACCUCCAUUACUUCAGGAUCCAAAUCUUCUUAGACAGUUGCUUCCUGCUUUGCAAGCUACGCUGCAACUUAAUAAUUCUAAUGUGGACAUAUCCAAAAUAAAUGAAGUUCUUACAGCAGCUGUGACACAAGCAUCGUUGCAGUCUAUAAUUCAUAAGUUUCUUACUGCUGGACCAUCAGCUUUCAACAUAACUUCUCUGAUUUCUCAAGCUGCUCAGCUCUCUACACAAGCCCAGCCAUCUAAUCAGUCUCCAAUGUCUUUAACGUCUGAUGCAUCAUCCCCAAGAUCCUAUGUGUCUCCAAGAAUAAGCACACCUCAAACUAACACAGUCCCUAUCAAACCUUUGAUUAGUACUCCUCCUGUUUCAUCACAACCAAAGGUUACUACUCCUGUCGUUAAGCAAGGACCAGUUUCACAAUCGGCCACACAGCAGCAGCCUGUAACUGCUGACAAACCACAAGGUCAUGAUCCUGUUUCCCCUCGAAGUCUUCAGCGCUCAAAUAGCCAGAGAAGUCCAUCACCUGGUCCAAAUCAUACUUCUGGAAGUAAUGCAUCAAAUGCAGCAGUUGUACCACAGAAUUCAUCUACCCGAACUACAUGUUCAUUAACACCUACGCUAGCAGCACAUUUCAAUGAAAAUCUCAUAAAACAUGUUCAAGGAUGGCCUGCAGAUCAUGCAGAAAAGCAGGCAUCAAGAUUGCGAGAAGAAGCCCAUAACAUGGGGAGUGUUCAUAUGUCAGAAAUUUGUACUGAAUUAAAAAAUUUAAGAUCUUUAGUCCGAGUAUGUGAAAUUCAAGCAACUUUGAGAGAGCAAAGGAUACUAUUUUUGAGACAACAAAUUAAGGAACUUGAAAAGCUAAAAAAUCAGAAUUCCUUCAUGGUCUGAAGAUGUGAAUAAUUGCACAUGGUUUUGAGUACAGGAACUGUAAAUCUAUUGCCCAAUCUUAACAUUUUUGAUCUGCAUUUAAGUAGACUUUGGACCGUUAAGCUGGGCAAAGGAAAUGACAAGGGGACUGAGGUCUGUGAGAGUUGAUUCAGUGGAAAGAGACAAGACUGAUGUAAAACCCUUGAAAUGUAGAUUUAAUGUAGAUGUAUUCUUCACGUUGUAAAUAUGUUUUGUAGAGUGAAGCCAUGGGAAGCCAUGUGUAACAGAGCUUAGACAUCCAAAACUAAUUAAUGCUGAGGUGGCUAAAUACCUAGCCUUUUACAUGUAAACCUGUCUGCAAAAUUAGCUUUUUUAAGAAAAGAAAAAAAAAAUGGAGGGGGGGGUUUAAUUUAUCAUUCAGAAAUCUUGCAUUUUCAGAAAUUCAGUGCAAGCGCCAGGCGAUGUGUGUCUAAGGAGAUACAAUUUUGAACCAUAUGGGCAGUGUACAAAAUAUCAUGAAACAACUAUUUCCACACUUGCACCUGAUCAAGAGCAGUGCUUCUCUGUUUGUUUUGCAGAGAAAUGUUUUUUCAUUUCCGAUGUGUUCCAUUUCCCUCUGAAAUACUUGAUUUGAUUUUAUCCAUUUUUUAAGGCUCCUCUUUUUUCUCCUUUCUUAAGGCACUGUUGCUAUGGCACUUUUCUAUAAUCUUUUCAUUCCUGUGUACAGUAGCUUAAAAUUGCAGUGAUUGAGCAUAACCCACUUGUUUGUAUAAAUUAUUGAAAUCCAUUUGCACCCUGUAAGAAUGGAAUGGACCUAAAAGUACUGCUGGACGUGAGUGUGUGCUGAAUUACAUUGAUUGCUCAAAUGUAAGGAAAUGGCCCAAUGAACAUGGUUGUGGGAGGGGAAAGAGGAAACAAAGCUAGUCAGAUGUGAAUUGUAUCUGUUGUAAUAAACAUGUUAAAACAAAUAAAAUGUUAUUUUUCUUUUCCUUUGGUCAAAUGCAUAUUAGAAUUUGAACUACCUGGGGAUUCUUUAUCAGAACUAUUCUUGUUGAAUGUUUAUACUUAAUUGAAAUAAGUCCUUAAAGAAGGUUUCGUUUAAAGCAGAUGAACAGGAAAUGUGUAUAAGAUAUUUAAUGAAAUAUGAAAUUCAACAAGAAUGAUUAAGUCACUUCCCAAGUGGUUGUCAUUUGUUAAAUCCUGGUUUACCUGUCUUGCUAUUAUGACAUUUCAUUUUGAAGGAUGUUUGUGUUGUAGCUAACUGUUCAAGUCUGGUGCUGACUGCUGUUCUUAGCCAUCACAAAACGCUAAAUUUGUGUAAUUGGAGCUUCCUACUGUUAGCUGGAAAUGGUGGAGAAGCUCAGCUUUGUAUAUUGUUUUCCUAAAGUAUAUUAAAAUAAAAAAAGAAACUAUUGCUACUAUAAAAUUACCUUGGCUUUUUUUUUCUCUGUUAAAAUAUUGGUCAGCUGGCCUUAGCAUGACACUGCCAGUAUUAUAUCAAGUCACAAGGGUUUCUUUAUGCAGAAAAAAAAUCUUAAUUUCAAAAUCUUAUCCAAUUUUAGAGCCUAUUUUUCCUGUCGAGGCAGAUGUAUUCAUGUGCUUUCAGAGAACUGCCAGCACCAAGGGCUUAUUUUGUGAUGUGAGACCUUAAUGUUAUUACAUUCUGGGAUACUAAAUUUUGAAAUUGCUCUUGUUGCUUUAAGCAUAUUUAAGGUAUAGAAGAUAAUGCUCAGACUUUUCAAUAAAAUUUAAAAAGUAAACUGUAAGAGAUAGUAUGGAUGAUAUUUUCUAAAAUACAAAAAUGUUCCAGUAUAAUUAAGAGGAAUUAGAAUCUGAUACUGGAGACUGAUUUUUUUUUUUAUUGUAACUUGAGCAUAAAAUGUAAGAAGCACCAAAUGUCAUAAGUUAUAUCAUCAUGAAAUGUUUAUACCUAUGAGAUUGUUAACAUUUGCUGGACUUGAUUAGUGCAUGUAAAUGAAACUCCAAAGAGUACUAUGUUAAGCUGGAACCCUUACUAAUGUAGUCCCAUAUGUUUCCAGGAUAGAAGUAAGCACUUUGCUCUGUGGUAGGCAAAGGUUUCCUGAUUAGAUGGUAACUCGUAUAAAAGAUGCCUGAUUUGAAAUUUCCUGGUGAAUUUUUAAACAGAAAAUUAAAAUUUUUGUAGUCUAUUUUUACAAUAUUUGAAUCACUUAUUCUAUAAAAAAUUAUUUUAAAUAUUACACUUUAAUACAGACAUGGUGUCCAGCUACUAACCUUCUUGAGGUAACCAGGGACAGUUUCUAAAAAUAGACAUAAUAUCAGAGAAUACGUGGGCACCUUGAUUCAAAUAAUUUGAGAAUGGAAAUAUGAAUAGCCCCUAGGAAACCUCAGGGUUUUAAUUUUUGUUUUAAAAGGGACAUAUUCAAACUAUGUUGUUAUAAAAUGUAUUUUGUGAAGGUGGGUAUGUUAGAACCUGGGUCUUUACCCUGAAGAACCAGCUUCCCUACUAUUUUUUCUAUGUAGUUCAACUAACUUUUCAUUUUAAAACUUGGACUAUAUUUCCAGAUUUUUAACACCCUGAAAAUUCCCAUGCAUCAGCUCUUUUUUAAAGACAUUAUGCUUUUAAUAGCCCAAAUGAAUGAUUUUAUCUUCUAAUUUUAUAUGUCUGUUUCACACUUGUAAUAUAUUGGAAAGGAGGUGCUUAAAACUGCAAAGAAGGAAUUGUUACCCCAUUUCAAAAAUAACCUAUUGUUCUGUUUAAACAGCCUUAGCUUUAAGGGAUUAUUUCCCCAGAGGUGGGGGCAGGGCGUGAAGGAAGUCACUCUGCAAAUCAGAACUAUUACAGACUUAAAUCAGGACUUAACACUACUGUAUUUAGAUAUGGGGUUUGAAUAUACGGAUUUCAAUACCUGUAAAUACGGCUAUAUCUUGUAUUUGUACUGAAGUGUACAAAAUUACACUAAAAAGUAAUAAAUAUGUUUUGACUAUA